This is a messenger RNA of Staurois parvus, 918 nucleotides long. Lineage: Eukaryota; Metazoa; Chordata; Amphibia; Anura; Ranidae. The record is from the annotation of a GenBank genome assembly.
AUGCAUCUCACCCCCGGCGGAGCUCCAGAUUGGUGCCCUGACCCCAGGGUCCUCAAGGUGACAGUAGGGGGCCACUGCGUCCGCAGUGAAUCCAAGACCAAAGCAUCCAGGGGGUCCAAGAAGUGGCUGAUAUUGCUGGACUUGCUCUGCCUCUUUGCAGUGCUCACACCUUUCCUGAUCUUUGAGUUCGGAUUGAUCGCACCGAUUCAUCGAGGAUUCUUCUGUGACGACAACAGCAUCCGCUUCCCAUUCAUGCGAGAGGAGACAGUGAGCGACACCAUGCUUGUCAGUGUGGGCUUCAUAGCUGGAAUCAUCAUCGUCCUGGGGGAAUGUCAUUGGGUCAACAAGCAGCGUCGGUCGGAGUCGGGUCCCCGGGAAGGAUACUUGUCCAGCAUCUACCGGCAGCUUCUUCCCUUUUUGUUUGGCAUGAGCCUGGGACAGCUGCUGACCAAUGUGGCUAAGCUGAGCGUAGGUCGCCUGAGGCCGUACUUCCUCGCCGUGUGCCAACCAAUCGCCUUCAACUGUACAGCGGGAUUCGUGGAGGAUUACACGUGUACAGGGGACCCCAGCGCUAUCACAGAGGCCAGGAAAUCGUUCUAUUCUGGACACGCUUCCCUUGCCAUGUACGCCAUGCUGUAUCUCUCGUUUUAUCUGCAGGUGCGGAUGGCAUGGAGCGGGGCCCGUCUCUUGCGUCCCCUUGUUCAGUUUGUAUUGAUCAUUGUGGCUUUAUAUAUUGGAUUCACCCGCAUAUCUGACCACAGGCACCACCCAUCCGAUGUGGCUGUUGGCUACCUGCAGGGAGCGUUGGUUGCUUAUUGGGUGGCUUUCCACAUUUCCAGUUUGUUUCGGCGGAAUCGCUCUCAGACGAUCAGCAUCCCUCCGCGUCCCGACAGCCCAGAGACUUUCACAAACUGUUAA